CCACAGUUAUUGUAAAGCAACUAACGUGCAGCGAGAGAGAUGAGGGCGGUAGUUGACCCCAUGGAUUUAUAGGCAUCAAUGGCCGAUCCCGAUUCCUUCCUCCACCUCCUGCAGAUGCCUUCAUCAUCUCGAUGAGCGCCAUCGUCUAAUUGACUCUGACCUACCACCCUCCCGCGCGCGCCACCGCCGCAUCGCCAUUACUCUCUCUCCAUCCAUUGCAUUAUUCCUUGUGAAGCAUAUAGGCACGCCGGCCAUGGGUAGCUGCGUGAGCAAGAAGGCCGCCCGCGCCGGUGCUGGAGCCAAGGUGGCGGCACCGCUCCUGCCAGAGAAGGACAAUGCCCUGCCGCCGCCCGUGGUGGUGGUUGAGGAAGAGGUCAAAGAGGUGCUGCCAGAGACGGCAGUGCAGCGGCCAAGGCCGCCGGAGCCGGAGCCGGAACCGGAGCACGAGAAGGUGAAGAGGAUCCAAGAACACGAAGAAGGCGAGGCAUCCGAUACCGUGUCGGUGGGGUCCUCCUCUGUGGUGGACAAGCCGAUGGUCAAGUCCGGAAGCGAGCAGGAGGUGGAGAAGAGGACGCUGGACGUGCCGGAGAAGGAGAAGGCUAAAAUGAAGAAGGCACCGGAUCAGAGGAAUCCCAAUGACGUCACCAACGGGAGGGCGAGGUCGCCGUCUCCUGCGUCGAAGCAGAGGAGGCAGUCGGGGGUAGCUGUUGUCGAGCAGCCGGUGGCGGCGCGGCCGCGGCGCGAGCAGCCCGCGGUGGUGUCCGGCAUCGGGUGCCGGAGCGGCAGGUUCUCCCCUUCCGCGGCGAGGAGGGCCGCCGAGAGCGCUGUCAGGCGGACCUACUCCGCCAGGGAGGCCGACAUGGCGCUGCCGUCGUCGACUGCCAAGCGAUCGCUCAACGCGAGCAUCACCGGCGUCAGGAGGGAUCCCGGGGAGCGCUCAGGCAGGAGGCCGGACUCCCCGGCUCGGCGCACACCUUCUUCUCCUGCUGCGAACGGCACCAUCAGCCGCCAAUCCAGCGCCACGCGUAAGGUGCCCAAGGAGAAUACCAGUCCGGAGCAACCCAAGCGACAAUGUAGCCGCGCACGGCCCACAGAGGAGAUCGGACUUGGAGACGAACACGACGAGGCGCCACUGGCAGGAAAAGGGCACAAGGAGGCGGCGGAGAACCCCUCGGUGGCCAUGGAGUGCUUCAUCUUCCUCUAGCGCUCUUUCCAUUGAUUCCUUGAUGUUCCUUUUCUUUCACUCACUGUGCCACUCUCGUUAGUUGUUGUAUAAUUUCUUGGUCGCAAUCUCUUUUUUACCAUAGAUUUGAAGUUUCCCACCACGGUCGCUAUCCCGCCGUCGUUAUCAGUUAUCACGGCUGCCGACCGCGUGGCAAUGCGGUGGGAUAGUGUUGUCAUCAAUCCAUAAUCUCACUACUACAUUGUUGGCAAAUCAGAGAUGUUACUGCUCAAGAUCCGAUGAGGAAAGCUUUGCACUUCUCUUGUC
Messenger RNA from Lolium perenne, 1489 nucleotides. RefSeq lists its product as uncharacterized. NCBI's taxonomy places the organism in Eukaryota, Viridiplantae, Streptophyta, Magnoliopsida, Poales, Poaceae. The record is from RefSeq and is a predicted model, not a curated record.